Messenger RNA from Xylona heveae TC161, 1580 nucleotides. RefSeq names its product branched chain alpha-keto acid dehydrogenase complex, alpha subunit. Gene Ontology annotation, biological process: branched-chain amino acid catabolic process. NCBI's taxonomy places the organism in Eukaryota, Fungi, Ascomycota, Xylonomycetes, Xylonales, Xylonaceae. Gene Ontology annotation, molecular function: oxidoreductase activity, acting on the aldehyde or oxo group of donors, disulfide as acceptor. The record is from RefSeq and is a predicted model, not a curated record. The transcript is spliced from 5 exons. Bases 102 to 1475 code for a protein of 457 amino acids.
GAGAUCACGAUGAUGACCAUGAUUAUGUCUAAUAAAUACUGCAAUUUACUUAUAGCAUCUUUCUAACUUUUCUGCUUCUUGCUGGCAAGAAGAUUUCAAACAUGAACUCAUCGAAGAAAUUAUUCGUUUUCCUCCGUCAACCCCAGCGGAUACACACUGCACGCACACAAAUACAAUCGCCACAAUGUUUAUUACCGAGAUGUUCCCGGCGAUGGAGCUCAGUAUCUCAACGCCCAGGAGCAGAUCAUGUCCAUUUUCCAGGUGCAGUCAAUAGCAAAUUCACUACCAAUUUGGAAUUCCAGCGUCCUUCAACGCACCCCGCCAUUCCCACAUACAGGAUCAUGGACUCGGACGGCAUCAUAGUAGACGAGUCUCGAGCGCCAAAGGAUGUUAAAGAUGAAGAUGCCAUACAGUGGUACAAAGACAUGCUUACGGUCAGCAUCAUGGACCUCAUCAUGUUUGACGCCCAAAGACAGGGCAGGCUUAGCUUUUACAUGGUAUCAGCCGGCGAAGAAGGCAUAGCAGUGGGCUCCGCAUCUGCUUUAACCCCCGAGGACGUCGUAUUCGCACAGUACCGCGAAGCCGGAGUGUUCCAACAGCGUGGCUUCACUCUCGACGAGUUCAUGAGCCAGCUUUUCGCCAAUCGCAACGACCAUGGGCGCGGCCGUAACAUGCCCGUCCAUUACGGCAGUCGCAAGCUCAACAUUCAUACAAUAUCAUCACCACUCGCGACUCAAAUCCCACAAGCAGCUGGCGCCGCGUACGCUUUAAAAAUGCAGGCUUUACAAAACCCUAACGUCGCACCACGCAUCGUAGCAUGCUAUUUCGGCGAAGGAGCCGCCAGCGAAGGGGACUUCCACGCUGCGCUCAACAUUGCCGCGACUCGAUCCUGUCCUGUGGUAUUCGUUUGCCGGAACAAUGGCUACGCAAUAUCAACACCCACACUCGAGCAGUACCGAGGCGACGGCAUCGCCAGCCGAGGCGUAGGAUACGGCAUUGACACGAUCCGCGUUGACGGGAACGACAUUUUUGCCGUGCGCGAAGUGACCAAGGAGGCGCGACGCAUGGCGCUCGAAGGCGGCGGACGGCCUGUACUAAUCGAAGCAAUGAGCUAUCGAGUCUCGCAUCACAGCACGAGCGACGACAGCUUUGCGUAUCGCGCGCGCGUCGAGGUCGAGGACUGGAAACGCAGAGAUAAUCCCAUUACGCGCCUGCGCAAGUGGAUGGAAGGAAAGGGCAUAUGGGAUGAAGAAAAAGAGAGCGAAGCGAGGACGACUAUUCGAAGGGAUAUUCUGAAAUCGUUUGCCGCGGCGGAAAAGGAAAAGAGACCCCCGCUCAGAGAAAUGUUUACGGAUAUUUAUGAAGACCUCAGCGAAGAGAGUCUAUCCCAGAUGAAAGAGCUUAAGGCCGUCUUGGAACGGUAUCCAGAGGAGUAUGACUUGGCGGCGUUUGAGGGGGGGAAGGAUGGAUUAUAGUCGUAGCUAUGAUAAUGUACCUACCUAGCUAGUUUAAUUCUACCUUCGUAACGGUAAAACAUCAAUGUUUGUACCACUUCCCUUGUAUCAAGUAUUCCGGGGGCG